Molecule: messenger RNA, 6192 nt
Organism: Hylaeus volcanicus
Lineage: Eukaryota; Metazoa; Arthropoda; Insecta; Hymenoptera; Colletidae
Gene: tei
Product: B-cell receptor CD22
Exons: 11
Coding region: 710-2716 (668 amino acids)
Biological process (GO): cell-cell adhesion
Cellular component (GO): cell-cell junction
Molecular function (GO): cell adhesion molecule binding
Source: RefSeq, a predicted model, not a curated record
UCAGUUCCGAAAGCAGAGCCAGAGCCGAGAGUACACUCGAAGCUUGUUCGUUUCGCGUAUCGUGUCGAGCUUCUCCCUCUGCUCUGCUUGUACGUCGCGUUUUGUCCGACCGUGCACGCGGAUACCAUUCGCACUCGUCGAUCUUUCGAGGUGCGUCCUCUCCGUGCGACUGUUUCGCAGAUCGACGCGAGUUCCUCUCAACGGGAUCGCUCGUCACGGAAGCUGUGAAAUUAAAAAAAUAAGGAACCCGAGGAAACGGUCUCCGUUCACGUUACGAAUCGCGAAACGAUGAGGAAGACCGUGGCACGCGGAGAUCCGCCGCGCUCGAGGGUGAAUUCGACGAUGAAUGUUCGAUGAAGAAUCCGGCGUCGAGGCGACGGAAUCGCGUGGAAGUUUGAGAUCGAUCGUCGACGAGUUACAAGAGGGUAACAACGUGGUGUGACGAUGCGCGUGAAAAGUUGACGACGUCAUGUGACGCGAGUAAACUGGAAUUCCCGUUGCGUGAACAGCGUUCAGCGCUGAUGUUGGACUCCACGACCCGCUCGUUGCUCGAAUGGACCCUUAGCCACGGAUGACAGCACGCGUGUUUACCGAGUGACCAGUGCGAUGCUCGAAAGUUGAACUGGAAACGAACGACACGAACCGCGAUCGAAAUCGGUGGUUUCGGUGAGGAUUACUGCGAAGGAUAGAAAUCAGUAGUGAUGCCGUGAUGGGCUGCAGCUCGGGAUCGUUCUUCCUGACUACGCUCCUCGUGGGUGGAUUACUUCUGGUCGUCCUGCUCUGCGAGACAUCCCACGCAACCCGUUUGCGACAACGCUCCGGCCCCACCGACACGCCGAGGGGCGGGUCCGUGAACGAGGCCGGUGUGUUCACUCUUCGUGGUAGACAGGAGGGCGGACGACGUGCUAGAAGAACCACGACAAGCACCACGAGCACAACGGCGUCCAGCUCGACGUUGAUUUCUCUGCCCGACGACGUGGCGCAGCCCGCGGCCCUUUUAGCUCCCGAAGAGGACUUAUGGUCUACCAGUUCCUCCGCUACAACCAAUGUUCCAGUCUCCUUAGAUACAGCUGCCGCCACCACGUCAAAGCCACCCCUGGAACUGGUGGUGAAAGCUCACAGCAAGGUCAUACUGCCAUGCGAGCUGGAAGGAAAUUACUCGAGGCUGCUGCUGCCUGGGGCCAGGAGCUACAGAGUACGGCCAGCAACCUGGUUACACGAGGGAAGUCCUGUAGACAUGCUCACCAUCAACACGAGAAAGGAGAUGAGUGGAACUGGGCACAGAUAUAUCGGCGAUUCUAUUACGGCGGCGUUGCAUAUAGACAACGUUAAAUUAGAAGACGACGGUAUAUGGGGAUGUACAUUAGAGGAUGACCAAGGGAAUCUUCUCUCCGGCAGACCCCUCAAACUCGUCGUUCUCGAGGCGCCCCGGGGGACGUAUCUGCUGAUAGAUGGGCGAAGGUUGGAUGCAGGAAACCAGUUCGUGCCGGUGAAGGAGGGCUCCGAGUUGACGGUGGAGUGCGCCGCCGAGGGUGGUAACCCACCACCGGUUUUGGCAUGGGGGAUGACUCUGUCUCAGGCCACUUUGGAUGGUCCGGAGCAACCGCCAGACAAUCUGACCGUGUUGCCCUCGACGCCUGGCAGGCGCAGUGGGGCACACCUUAAAGUACUGAGGGGACACCACAACGCCACGAUCGUAUGUGUCGCCCAUCACGUUACGUUGACGGUGCCCAUGAACGCGAGCAUCCUCCUCGACGUGCAAUAUACUCCAGCGUUCGCGAUAACGCGUUUACCUGGUUUUGGAAUUCCGAUCGUCGAGGGGAUGUCCGUCAGCCUGAAAUGCGAGGUGGAGAGCAAUCCGGCCAGCACGCCGAUCUGGCAGCGGGACAAUGGACCGCCCGUCGAGCAGAGCGACGACGGAUGGCUGAACUUCACAAAAAUCACCCGCGCCGAGAGCGGCUGGUACAAAUGCUACACCAGGCACAUGCUCGGGAUUUUCACAAGCAUCGGUUAUUUCCUCAACGUCCGCUAUGAUCCAGACAUGGAAACGGAAGCGGAAGCCCUGAACGGCGAAGCCACCGAUUCCAGGAAAAUGGAGGUUCAGAUCGGUGGCGCUGUGACUUUGGAGUGCGAUGGUGGUUGUUGGGGACACGGUCCUGGAAUGGAUCCAGUGGGUGGGCCUGGAUCGCUGGCUCUGAGUCGGGUCGUCUAUCAAGAGGCUGGAGAGUAUCGAUGCGUCGCACCUGAUCGAAAAAUGCAGGACACGUGGCGAGCGCAGCUACCCUACCACAUCAAGGUCACUGGUCGACCCAUGGUUCACCCGCCUAGUCAGACAGUGACGGCCAAGGAAGGCGAGCCUUUGAGCAUCGUAGUCGAAUUCUGCGCCGAGCCCAGAUACACCAAGGUUUUAUGGAUAUCCGAGGAGAACGUUUACGUGCCGGGCGCGCCAGCCAGGGACGGGGUUCAAGCGGUCGCUAUCGAGGACGGAGGAACGGAGUCCUGUUACAGGGCGGUCCUGAGCUUCGACACGAUCCAAUGGUCGCACGCUGGCGAAUGGUUGCUGCUGGUGCGCUCGUCGGAAGGGAUCACGGACGCUUCCGUUCUGUUGAACGUGACACGGGCCUCCGAGUACAGUCACGCUCACUUCCGGUCAACGAGCCUCACUUGCCUGUCGCUUUGUCUGGCUCUGGCCAUCCUGCAGGAGCACCGACGCUGAGGGCCAGCCAUCAGAUUGCGCGAAAACGCUCUUUCUCGGAACGAACGAUAGAAUCGAACGCGGCCAUCCUCUUCGCGCGACCACAGGGGAAGAGGUCCGUCAGUAUUUCCGAAACUAUGACGAUUGUAAAUAAUAUAUAAAAAAAAAAAAAAAGAAACGAAGAAGCCAAAGGGAGAGAAUUAACUGUACGACAGAAACGAAUAUUAACUCUAGGACGUCGAAUUCAGCGUGGAGUUCGAUGAAAGGCGCGAAAGGUGUUCCGCAUUUUUCUUUUCUUUUUUUUUUUUUAUGGACACUAGAACUACCGAGAGUAACAAAUAUUAUUAUACAUGGUAUAGUAGCUUUGAAAUUAGGGGUGGAGAGGAGCGAAUCGAUUUACGGAUAUAAUUAAUUACCUAUUUCGAUGAGGGUCGAAAAAUGCGAGGGUAAAAGGGAUGUUGGUGAAUGAAUGAUUCGAAAAUGAAGUUUGAAAUGGAUGGGUGAGUUUUGGGACCCAAUUGGUAGUUCUGAUGUUGCGCGAGAAGCCUUUCGUCGACCCUGUCGUUGUCGAGACGAUCGAAGCUUCCGACUACGACGAUGAUCCGGCCUCGACGUUCCUCAAUCGUGGAUCUCGUCGCGAGAUAUUUCGGAUACUCUUGUCUUAGGGGUUUUCUAGCUGAUAAACGGCGAUAAGUGUAGAUCGGGGGCCGGCAAACGAUAAUUCGAGGUCGCAUCUGGCCCCGUUAGGUAUGUGGAUUUUAUGUAUUUAUCGAGGGAACUUGUGCUCUUCGCUGGCGUGUUAUAAAAAAAAAAUCGAAAAAUCUCAAAAAACUGUGUAAAUGCAACUGUAUCCCGUACUUACAUAUUGAUAAUACAAAAAAGAAACUGUAUAAAUUUCCUUCUUCAAUCUCGUAUGUAAUUAUGUAGAUAAUUUCCUCGAUAUUGGCUCUUGGGUCGCGAAGCUCAAAAUUUGUACUAUUCGGCCAAUAUCCAAAAGAUUUGCCGGCCCCUGGUAUAGACGAUCGAAUCGAGGUAGCGACCGUGUAUGUUUAUUUCAUCGAUAUCACGUUUUAGUUUCAUUGUUGACAGCCUUUAUUCCUUGAAACGGGAAGCAGACGAACCGAGGCGCGUUUAUCGAUGAUCUUUCUCUAGUAUUAACCCUUAUGUCGAUAAUCAGAAGUUUUACGUUACGUCAACAACCAGGAUAUUUCCCUAUUAUUAUUUAAUCAACAGGGAACUUCCUUAACCUACUUUGGGAAUAAAUAAAAUACUUAUUUAUCCUUAACGACGUUCUUCUCAAAUGUAUCGUUGCAAAAAUUACACCUCUUUUUAAUGACACUAUUUAAUUUGUUUCUAUAAAUCAAUCUGUUGCAAGGAAUCAGUUUAUAAUAGCAACAGGGUAAUAAAAAUUGUUCAAUUAUAUAAAACUUCCUUUGCAAUUUUUUCUAUCUCCGCGUCGAACUGUCUGACUAGGUAACUAGAACAAUCUUAUAUAGAAGUAACAACCUUAUAGGUACUGGGUUAUCCUGGACAUUCAAUGUGUAGCUAUGAACCACCGAAAUAUUUGAAGAAAAGUUGCUACGACUUCUAGAGCAUUGGCAUAAGGAUUAAAUCAGAGAAACACGGCGCCAUUGGCCGAGGAAGACGUAUCGUUGCGCGAUGGUAAAGGACAGUGUCUAAAAAUUGCCAUUCUUGGUACUUCUUAAAAAAGAAAAAUUAUUAUAUAGCACCUGCACAUCCUUGACAUUUAUAUCGAAUUAUUAUAACUCCUUGAAUUUUCCAAUCAAACUCUGAAAUCUUCUAGUGUCUUGAAAUAAUUUUAGUUUCCAAACAAGUCCUCAAACUCGAUCACAAGAAGACCAAUCAUUAAAAUAAAAUCUACCCAAUUUGUAUCUCUAUCUCACCUCAAAUAUGGUAAAAAUCGUUUUACUUAAAAAUGAUAAAAAUUUAAAUUUGCAAUCAUCCCUUAACCACGCAACCUUCAAGCAUGAUUAAAUGUCCUUGGUAUCAAAUUCCAAUCCUCCACCUGUCUAAUACAACCCCCCGCCCCCCCCCCAAAAAAAAAGUGAUUAACCGUUUACUAACUAAGUGAAACUACUCAAGUUUCUUGAUUUCUUGAUAUGUGUAACACGCUAAAUAAAAAUUUUUCUUUUUCACUAACCGCCGGAAAUGGCCAUUCUUCGACGUUGUCCCCAGCAAACUGAUUGUCAAGCCUCCGAUUGGCUCUCCCAGCGAGAGGAAUCGCGGGACGCGGGGCACGUGUAAAUAUUUGUAUAGUUUAUUUGUAAGGUAACGACGACGUGCGACUAGGAAGGGAAACCCGUGGUGCCGGUGUGAGUCGAACAGGAGACCAAUUUUUCAUUCCUGUUUUCGCGGAACGACGUGCGCCAGAAACGAGCGAACGUCGCUUCGUUCGACGCGUGUAAUUGUUUCACGACGACGGGGAACAAUAGUUUUCCAGGACGUGCGAGGCGAAAACGAAAGACGAGCGACGCGAACGCGGCAUGGGACACCGAAGCGCGAGGAAAGUCGAAGUUGAACGAAACGAUACAACAAACAAAUAAGAGGUAUUCCCGAAAGAAAUAGGAAGAUUAAAAGAAGUACAUUGUUGUAUAUUAUUUUAGGUAAGUAGUACUAAAUAGCGUGUAUAUAGUGAUUGUAAAUGCAUAGGCUAUCGUACACCGACGGCUAUGUAUAACGAAUUAUACAGUGACGCUGUUAGAGAUAUAUUUAUUAUUCGUUGAUAUAUUUUUAUAAAGUUUUAUUUAGCCAUAAGUUCUCGUUCGCCUUCCCCCCCCCGGAUGUCGUAUAUCGAUCAUCAUCGUUAAUUUUCACUCUUUCGCGGGACAAGCAAGGGCGAGGAAGAGGUUUCAGUUUUCAACGUUUCAAAUGAGGAUCGUUAACAAUGACCUGCGCUCUCUGUACACUUUCCCCAAAAACCCCCCUCAACUCCCUCCCAAGACGAACGUCCUAAAUGAAUUUAAAAAGAAAAAAAAAAUAAUAAUAAUAAAUAAAAGUUGACGGUGGCUGUAUUUGUAUUUAGGGAGAAAUGACGAAGCGGGAGAUAAGGAGAAGAACAUUUGCGUGAAAGCGUGUGACAUCGUUGUCCUCCGUGGAUUUACCGAUUGUAUAAUCGUAUAAUCGUAGCGUCUCGUUUCGAUCGUUCCAGUUCCUUCAGGAUGAAUAAUAUCGUUGCGUGAAGUAUCCGUGGAUCGCGGUGGUUCCUAAUUUUUCUAACGCGUACCGGCUGCAAUGCAUAGCAUCGUUCGAACGUUCGCCUAAUUUGCACCUAUGGUCGGUAUUGCUCAUAGACACGCGAGACGAAAUUUACCUGGUAAAUCCUUUGAUGUAUCAUUUAGUCUACGCGAUGGAUCAGACGUCUCUUUUUAUCGUUUCGUUUCUCCUUUGUCGAAUUGCUUAGGUGUUACAAAUAAGCAACGUGAUGUAAUCGUUGUACCCCAUGACGCCUAAAAGUCCAAUAAAUGAUAUUUACAAUA